Molecule: messenger RNA, 2031 nt
Organism: Candida dubliniensis CD36
Lineage: Eukaryota; Fungi; Ascomycota; Pichiomycetes; Serinales; Debaryomycetaceae
Gene: QDR3
Product: Qdr3p
Exons: 1
Coding region: 1-2031 (676 amino acids)
Biological process (GO): transmembrane transport; intracellular polyamine homeostasis
Molecular function (GO): polyamine transmembrane transporter activity
Source: RefSeq, a predicted model, not a curated record
AUGAGUCAUCAUAGUCCAAAUUUGUCACCUCAAACUAGUCAUGACAAUAUAGAUGUAGAUGCUACAUCUUUGGCAUCAACAGAAACGCAACAGAAUAUUCAACACAGUCAAAUACACCCUAUAGGUCAUCAUGGAAGAGAACAUCUGGAAGAACCACAAACUACCACCACCACACCUCAUCAUACCACAGUAGAUCCUGAUCCUGAUUUGGGUCCCUUGGGAGAACUAGAAAGAGACUUGUCGUCUUUAGAAUCACAACAAGAACAAUAUCUUAGUCAGAAACCUACAUCUACAUCAAUUAAAACCAAUAAAGUCCCAUUAAGACAACGAAGAGGUUUACUUGCACAAAUUGUAUUGAUUCCAGAAUAUGAAGAUGCUAGAGAUUAUCCUAAUAAAAUCAAAUAUUUAAUUGUUUUCAUAAUUGCAUUUGCAUCAUUAGCAGGACCAUUUGGAACAUCAGUAAUGUUACCAGCUAUUGAUGAUAUUGUCACUGAUUUAAAUACUAAUGUAUCUACAGUAAAUGUAUCUGUUGGUAUUUAUUUAUUAUCUUUAGGAAUAUUUCCCCUUUGGUGGUCAUCAUUUAGUGAAAGAUUUGGUAGAAGAAGUGUUUAUAUGGUUUCAUUUACUUUGUUUGUUGCAUUUUCCAUUGGUACAGCAUUAUCACCAAAUAUUGCUAGUUUGAUUAUAUUAAGAGUACUUCAAGGUGGAUCAUCAGCAAGUGUUCAAGCCGUGGGAGCAGGUACAAUUGCUGAUUUAUUUAUUCCACAAGAACGUGGACAAGCUAUGGGAUUAUAUUAUUUGGGUCCAUUAGCAGGUCCAUUUUUGGCACCAAUUUUAGGAGGAGCAGUUUCUCAAGCAUGGGGAUGGAGAGCUACUCAAUGGUUACUUAUGAUAAUUUCUGCUUGUAGUUUUAUUCUCAUAACAUUUUUCUUACCAGAAACUUUACGACGGGUAGAUACUAUACAAAUUGCUAAAGACUUGAUAAAAAGCCAAGACAAUGAAAAACCUCCUAAUGAUGAUGAUGAUGAUGAUGAUGAUAAUAUUAGUGGAGAUGAAGUUUUACCCGGUACUGAAUUACAUCAAGUGGUUUCAAAUUUGAGUAGAAGAUCAUCAAGUGCUCGUUCUAUUGUUACCUAUAUGGAAGAACAAGAGAAUGAAGGACCAAUUGUUGAUCCGGUAAUGCCCAGUAUAUCUCGUUUAACAACAAACAAAUCAGCUUAUUCACAAAGAGUACAUCAAAAUUAUGUAUCUGAUGAAUUACGGAAAACAGCAUCAAAUCUAACUGAAACCAAAACACCACAAGAUAAUAAAUGGUCAUCAGUGAAAACCAAUUGUUAUGAUUUAUUAAUACGUCCAUUACAUUCAAUAAUAUUAUUAAAACAUCCACCAGUCGUUUUAGUGAUUUCAUUUUCCGCCAUAUCAUUUGCGGCAAUUUAUUUUUUCAAUAUGGCGAUUUCUUAUGAAUAUGCUCGAUCCCCAUAUAAUUUUUCAUCUGUGAUUCUUGGAUUAAUGUAUAUACCUAAUUCUGUGACUUAUUUCAUGGCAUCUAUUAUUGGUGGGAAAUGGAAUGAUCGUUUAUUAAAUCGAUAUGCUCAAAAACAUGGAGAAUUACUUCCUGAAAGUAGAUUAUCUUGGAAUAUUGUUGUGGCAAUAAUAUUAUAUCCUAUGGCUUGUUUAAUAUUUGGUUGGACUAUACAUUAUCGAGAAUUUUGGGUGGUACCAUUAAUUGGUACUGCAUUAUUUGGAUUUGCUUCUAUGCUUGUUAUAGGGGCUACAGUAACUUAUUUGGUUGAUUCCUUACCCGGGAAAGGUGCUACUGGAGUAGCAUUAAAUAAUUUAAUUAGACAAAUUUUGGCAGCUAUUGCUACAUUUAUUAUCGAACCUUUAUUGCGGGCAAUUGGUGCUGGUGUUUUAUUUAGUAUUAUUGCUGGGAUAUUAUUGGUGUCUUCUUUAGUAUUGCUAUAUUUGAAGAAACACGGGGCUUAUUAUAGAGAGAAUUAUGAUGUCAUGGAUUUAUAUGCCAAGUUAUAG